Messenger RNA from Salvia splendens (bonfire salvia), 1600 nucleotides. RefSeq names its product 2,3-bisphosphoglycerate-dependent phosphoglycerate mutase 1. Bases 337 to 1332 code for a protein of 331 amino acids. Gene Ontology annotation, molecular function: intramolecular phosphotransferase activity. The transcript is spliced from 8 exons. The record is from RefSeq and is a predicted model, not a curated record. Gene Ontology annotation, biological process: glycolytic process. NCBI's taxonomy places the organism in Eukaryota, Viridiplantae, Streptophyta, Magnoliopsida, Lamiales, Lamiaceae.
ACAACACACAGUAUGAAUUGGAAAUACAGACCCUUUUAGUUGUUCAUUUGAAGCAGCAAAUCGACAGAUUCAAACAAAUAAAGAGGGCCCAUUUCCCUCAGUCGCUGAAUUGAUUUCCCCCAACCCUUCAAUUUCACCGCUAAAUCACAACAUUCAUCGACAGCGACGAUCCAAACCUUUUCAGUCACCAUCCCCAUUUUCCCCUUGUUCUUUCAGUCAGAAAUUUGCAUGUUUGGUGAAUGUAAAAGUUAAUCCAACCGCCGUUUUUUCUCCGCCAACUUUCUCGAAAUACACUCUUCCCUCGGUUUCAUCGACCAUCCCCUUUUCAUAUAAAUAAUGGCCUCCGCUGCAUAUCACCAAGCAUCUGUGACUCUUCAACCUCGAUGUUACUUCAGUAGCUCUUGCGUCAAUCAGCAGAAUGGAAUCACUUCAAUUAGUUUGAUUCCAAAAGGCGUCAAGCUAGAUAUUGCUUUGACAGCAAGAGGAUGUUACUCCACAACUGUCCCUGACCCAGUUUUGUCGCCAUCAAGUGGCACCUCAAGUGAAGCCAAGAAGAAAUCUAAUGAAGCUGCACUGAUUCUGAUCAGGCAUGGUGAGUCUAUGUGGAAUGAGAAGAACCUGUUCACCGGUUGUGUCGAUGUGCCACUCACCAAGAAGGGAGUAGAAGAAGCUAUUGAAGCUGGCAAAAGAAUCAGCAACAUACCAGUCGACAUGAUCUAUACUUCUUCGUUAAUUCGUGCACAGAUGACUGCUAUGCUUGCAAUGACUGAACAUCGUCGCAAGAAGGUUCCAAUUAUUUUGCACGAUGAGAAUGAGCAAGCAAGAGUAUGGAGCCAAAUAUUUAGCAAAGAUACUAAGAAACAAUGCAUUCCAGUUGUAACUGCUUGGCAGCUAAACGAAAGAAUGUAUGGAGAACUACAGGGCCUGAAUAAGCAAGAAACAGCCGAUAGAUACGGUACUGAACAAGUCCAUGUGUGGCGACGCAGUUACGACACACCUCCUCCAAAUGGCGAGAGUCUGGAAAUGUGUGCUGAGAGAGCUGUUGCAUACUUCAAAGAAUUUAUUCAACCCCAGCUUUUGUCUGGGAAGAAUGUGAUGAUUGCGGCCCAUGGAAACUCACUGAGGUCCAUUAUCAUGUAUCUGGACAAGCUGACUUCUCAAGAGGUCAUUAGCUUGGAAUUAUCAACUGGGAUACCAAUGCUUUACAUUUUUAAAGAGGGUAGAUUUAUUCGUAGGGGAAGCCCUGUGGCACCAACUGAAGCUGGUGUUUAUGCUUACACUAAGAGUUUGGCUCAAUACAGGCAGAAACUAGAUGAAAUGUUCCAAUCCUGAUGGAGCUAUGAGAUAAUGUACUACGAUAAAUUUCUGAGCCAAUGUGUCAGAAUCCUGAAGAAGAAGCAGUCACAAUCGUGCUCUUAGUGUCACAUUUACUUGAUUGAUUGUUGUAUCUGAACCUAUGAAAACUUAGAAAAAAGGGCACUUCUGAAGUGUGUUUUAUUAUCUAGUCACAGAACUUCUGUAUAAGAUCUUAUUUUGUAUUGAACUCCCAAUGCAUGCGUUUUGCAAUAAACGAUAUGUUUGCGGUCUCAAAUGAUUUAAA